UCAAACAAGGCCAGUAUCAGGCAACUAAUCCAGUAUUCUUUCCAGUGGCCUAUAACAUGAACGCCCCUAAAGGUUCACGCUGGACACAUUAUGCCGCGACCACCAUUCCAAGAUUGUACCAUUCGGUUGCAAUGUUGAUUCCAGAUGGAACUAUUUGGGUUGCUGGAAGUAAUCCAAAUAACGCACCCAGUAAUACUGGUUUCAUUACCGAAUACCGCGCAGAAAAAUUUACGCCACCUUAUCUUGAGACCUCCAACCCGCGCAUCACGAUAACAUCUUUCGCAGGUUCGACCGAUAUAAACAAAGCUCCAAUAAGUGUUCAGUACAACGCCAAGUAUGAAAUCGUUUUCACGCUAGCUAAUGGAGCUAAGCCGGGCACAAUCAGUUCAACUUUGAUUCACAAUGGGUUUACGACUCAUUCGCAAACAAUGUCAAUGAGGUCCGUUAAAUUGCAGUUGGAUCCGUUCACCACAAAACCAGAUGGUAGUUAUAGCGUUAAUGUGUGGAUGCCGCCAAAUUCGUUCAUUGUACCGCCCGGCCCACAAUAUGUGUAUCUUUUGAAUGACGGCGUGCCAGGAGUGUUGGGAAUACAUGUUCUGAUCGGAUAG
This is a messenger RNA of Paraglomus occultum, 608 nucleotides long. Lineage: Eukaryota; Fungi; Glomeromycota; Glomeromycetes; Paraglomerales; Paraglomeraceae. The record is from the annotation of a GenBank genome assembly.